UCCUGUCCACGAACCAAUAAUGACAUCAAAAUAACUCAAGUUUAUUUUCGGGUUCAUAAACAGCGACAAAAUUGCUUCGAUAAAAUUUACAUCUCAAUUAAAUAUUUAUAUUUAGGUUUAAAAAACACGCUCUAUAUAAACCAAGACACAUUUUCCGGGUUUAAGACAGAACAGCUAGGAGCAUCAAAUCCGAUACAGGUAUCUUCUUUCAACUUUCUUCUUUUCACCGUAGACCAGUAAAGGACAAGCCGAUACUGCGCUAAUAUCAACUGAAGAUGAGUGAGGAAGUGCAAGAUCUAAUGGAUAUGAAAAUAGCUGCAAAUAACGAUACCGAGGAAAAGAUCGAAACUGAAACGAAAAAAGAUUCUUCGAUCUUCGACGGAGUUCGGAUAAUAAAUGUCAUCUUCUUCAGCCUGCUUCACGUCGCUGCCAUAUACGGGAUCUACGUGGUCUUAUUUCGGGCAAAGCUCGCUACGCAAAUUUGGUUUCCCAUUUUUACCACCCUGACAAGUUUUGGCGUGACGCUCGGUUCGCAUCGAUAUUUCGCCCAUAAAUCGUACGAAGUCACGACUCCCGUGAAAAUCGUACUACUCAUAAUGCAGACGAUAACCGGUCAGAACAGUGCAUUCACGUGGGCGAGGGAACACAGGUUGCAUCAUAAAUACAGUGAUACCGAUGCCGAUCCCCAUAACCCUACAAGAGGCUUCUUCUUCUCUCACAUGGGUUGGCUCUUGACAAAGAGACACCCCUUGGUACUGCAAAAGGGAAGAACCAUUGACGUAUCGGACUUGGUAUCCGACAAGCUGAUCAUGUUUCAGCACAAGUACUACAUACCACUAUACGUUUUUUGGGGUGUCUUAGUACCGAUUAUGAUACCGAUUUACUUAUGGGACGAAAAACCAUGGAUAUCGUUCUUCACGGUGUACUGCUUGCGCUAUGUAGUGAUACUUCAUUUGACUUGGAGCGUUAAUUCUGUCGCCCAUUUGUUUGGUAAUAAACCCUAUGACAAGAAAAUCUAUCCUGCGGAAUCUGCCUUUGUGUCGUGCAUAACGCUCGGCGAAGGAUGGCACAAUUUUCAUCAUGCGUUUCCAUGGGACUACAGAGCCUCGGAAUUUCCAGCUCCGCUAAAUCUAAAUACGAGGAUUAUCGACCUGCUGGCAUAUUUUGGUCUGGUUUACGAUCGUAAGACGGCGUCCCAGCGAGUUGUCCAUGGUCAGGUGAAAAGACACGGUGACGGCACGCAUCCGAUAAUCGCUGAGAAAAAUAUUAAAGGAUAAAGUAAAAUCUUCGACUCUUAUUCGUAAUUAUUGCACGGUGGCGAUGAUGAAAUAGCCUUCAUAUAGAAUGUCGGGCGAUUAAAAAUGUUAUAUACGUAAAGUCAUCGAUUACUGCGUAAAUUUAGUUAAUACGAGUCAAGGAGUAUAUUUAGUGUUUUUAAAAUAGUCGUAAGGAGUCCGUUAUCGUCUUUUGGAUUGUUCGUUUGAAAAAUCAAUGUUAUUCUGUGCGAGGAGUCACGAGCGCGAUAGGAUUUGCAUACGUGAAUUACAUCAUCCGGUCGAUCUCCGUGGGACCGAAAUGCGCUAAAUCUAAACGGGGUCCUACGAAAGAGAAUCGAAGAAAGGCCUGUGACGCCUGACUGUUUCGCUUCUUGGAAGGAGACGAAGACUGAGGCGCCUAAGAAUAAUAUCGCGGAAUACAAGACCGGAUGCUGGCUCCAUUUUUAUUGUCCGAUUCGUGCAGCGCAUUGGCAAGAGACUGAAUCUCGCAUCUGCAUUCUUUCGAAGCUGAACUUUCCCUGCGGUUUGCGAACGUAACCACCGACGACUGGUUAUGAUAUACAAGAAUAAAUAUGUUGUAGAUUAUUGAUUGUGGUAUUUUGAAGAAAAAAAAAUUUUGUUAAUUCUUCGAACACGUAGAAACUUGAGGAGCAAUAAAUAAAAAUACUCCUAAAUGCUAGGAAUAAAACAACAAUUUUUGUCAUGA
Molecule: messenger RNA, 1983 nt
Organism: Cephus cinctus (wheat stem sawfly)
Lineage: Eukaryota; Metazoa; Arthropoda; Insecta; Hymenoptera; Cephidae
Product: delta(9)-fatty-acid desaturase fat-6-like
Exons: 5
Coding region: 276-1277 (333 amino acids)
Biological process (GO): unsaturated fatty acid biosynthetic process
Cellular component (GO): endoplasmic reticulum membrane
Molecular function (GO): iron ion binding; stearoyl-CoA 9-desaturase activity
Source: RefSeq, a predicted model, not a curated record